AAUAAAAUACUGGGUUUGGCUAUUUAUUGCUGCAAAGGACUCAUUUCAAUAAAUAUUCUGAAAUUUUCCAAACUUCAAACAUGAUUCUCAUACUAUCAUGUCUUUCUCGUAAUUAGAAAACGACUACUCCGUAAAUCCCUUGGUGCAAAAAUCAAUUGAAAACAUCAGUUUUUUCUUUUCUUUUCGUUUUGUGAAAUUUAAGGUUUGCGAUUCGUUAUAUGCAACCUGCUGGUAGAGAAUUGGAAGCCAUGAACAUCAAUUCCUUGCUGAAUCAAGAACAAUCACUCCAAGAAAUGCAUAAUCAUCAAAAUGGUCAACCACAGAUGUCAUCCCACUUCGAUCCGGUGUCGUCACAUGAUGAUUUCCUCGAACAGAUGAUGUCGUCUAUUCCAUCUUCCAACUCCAGUUUUAACUGGGAUGUGUCCUCCGUCGCGGGUCGAGCCGACCACGCGCCGCCUUCGAGUCUGCUUAGCCAGUUUGAUGACCAGUCGGCGCAGUUGGUUUCAAAGCUGAGGCAGCACCAGAUCAGCAGCGGCGCAACCAAAGCCUUGAUGCUUCAGCAGCAGUUGUUGCUUUCCCGACGGCUCGCCGGAAACGGCCUCCAGUCGCCGACGGGGGUCUCCGGCGGGGAGAGUGGGCUCCUGCAGAUGCCUAUAAGUCUUAAUAAUAAUGGUGACCACACCGAUGUCGUUGACGGCUCCCUCCAAUCUGCUAAUCCGGCUAAUGAUACAUCAAUGCAAAGUUUAUUCAAUGGAUUCACUGGAUCUCUCGGUCAAACUGCAAAUCAAUCUCAGCAUUUCCACCACCCUCAGAAUUUUGGAGCAACAGCGGCUCCGUCGAUGAAUCAGCAGGCGGCAAGUGGUUCAACCGGCGGAGGGACGCCGGCGCAGCCUAGGCAGAGGGUGAGAGCAAGGCGAGGACAGGCCACAGAUCCUCACAGCAUCGCCGAAAGAUUACGCAGAGAGAGAAUUGCGGAGAGAAUGAAGGCUUUGCAGGAGCUUGUACCUAAUGCUAAUAAGACGGACAAGGCCUCAAUGCUGGAUGAGAUCAUAGACUAUGUAAAAUUCCUCCAGCUUCAAGUCAAAGUUCUUAGCAUGAGUCGGUUGGGCGGUGCUGCAGCAGUUGCACCCUUAGUUGCUGAUAUGUCAUCUGAGGGAAGAAGCAGUAACGGAAUACAAACGGCGUCAUCAUCUGACAACAAUGAAACCAUGACGGUGACGGAGCACCAGGUGGCUAAGCUGAUGGAAGAGGACAUGGGCACCGCCAUGCAAUACCUCCAAGGGAAGGGGUUGUGCCUCAUGCCGAUCUCAUUAGCCACCGCCAUCUCCACUGCCACGUGUCGCUCCAGGAACCCUAUAGCAACGUCCAACAACCCACUUUUAAGUGGCGAGGCAGGUGGGCCAUCUUCCCCUAGCAUGUCGGUUUUGACCGUCCAAUCUGCCGCAAUUGGUGGUAACGGUGUAGUAGACGCCUCCGUUAAAGACGCGACUUCCGUUUAAUUGAUUGAUCUUCACUGCUUUCAAACGGCGUUGACUGUUAUCUAACCCUUUUCUUUUGGAAGAAUGAAUAGUGAUGAAAAUAAGUGUGAAAGUCAAAAUGUUAUUAGUUUUUAUGGCCUGUAUGAACUUUCAGCGUCCGACAAGUCUACCAAAAUAAGGUUCCCUUUUAAUCUCAUCAGAGAGUAUGAAACGGCGCCGUAUUUAUGUAGACUUGGCUUAAGUGUAUUUUAACUUGAGCUAAAUCCCAUUAAGUUCUUGCUUUAUUCUUUUUAACUUAUUUGAAAAAGAAGUAUUUCCAUAA
Olea europaea var. sylvestris is the source of this 1800-nucleotide messenger RNA. RefSeq names its product transcription factor bHLH66-like. Gene Ontology annotation, molecular function: DNA-binding transcription factor activity, RNA polymerase II-specific; RNA polymerase II cis-regulatory region sequence-specific DNA binding; protein dimerization activity. The record is from RefSeq and is a predicted model, not a curated record. Gene Ontology annotation, biological process: regulation of transcription by RNA polymerase II. Gene Ontology annotation, cellular component: nucleus. NCBI's taxonomy places the organism in Eukaryota, Viridiplantae, Streptophyta, Magnoliopsida, Lamiales, Oleaceae. The coding region runs from base 219 to 1499 and encodes 426 amino acids. The transcript has 7 exons.